This is a messenger RNA of Penicillium coprophilum, 933 nucleotides long. RefSeq names its product dihydrodipicolinate synthase family protein. The record is from RefSeq and is a predicted model, not a curated record. Lineage: Eukaryota; Fungi; Ascomycota; Eurotiomycetes; Eurotiales; Aspergillaceae. Gene Ontology annotation, molecular function: 4-hydroxy-tetrahydrodipicolinate synthase activity. The transcript has a single exon. Bases 1 to 933 code for a protein of 310 amino acids.
AUGACUAGAAAAUUGAAUCCUCUCCCCCACGGUGUCUACGUCCCCACCGUAGCAUUCUUCAAACCCGACGAAGAGGUCGAUAUUGCAACUGUCGAGAAACACGCCACCUAUCUUGCCCACAGCGGGGUAACUGGUCUAGUAACCCAGGGCAGCAAUGGCGAAGCCGUCCAUCUAGACCGCGAAGAGCGCAAUGCCAUCACAGCCGCCACACGCCGCGCCGUCGAUGCAGCAGGGUAUAGCAGCAUGCCCGUGAUUGCGGGGUGCGGUGCCGCUUCGACCCGUGAAACCAUCCACCUCUGCCAGGACGCCGGUGCAGCAGGUGCCGACGCUGUCCUCGUGCUCCCACCCAGCUACUACAAGACUCUGGUGAGCACCGAGUCCAUGCAAGCCCACUUCCGUGCUGUAGCCGAUGCCUCGCCCGUCCCCCUUCUCAUCUACAACUUCCCCGGCGUGCAGUCCGGUCUCGAUCUCAGCUCCGAGGAUAUCUUGACUCUGGCUGAGCACCCCAAUAUCAUCGGAUGCAAGCUCACGUGCGGUAACACGGGUAAGUUGGCUCGUGUUGCGGCGGCGAACCCGGAUUUCUUGACUUUUGGUGGUUCGGCCGAUUUCACGCUACAGACGCUUAUAGUUGGUGGGGCGGGGAUUAUCGGUGGACUGGCUAAUAUGAUUCCACGCUUGUGUGUGCGGGUGAUGGAACUGUAUCGUGCUGGGAAGGUUCAAGAGGCGCAAGAGCUGCAGGCUGUUGUUGCGCGUGCCGACUGGGCGGCCAUCAAAGGUGGCUUUGUGGCUGUUAAGAGUGGUCUUCAAUCCUAUCGUGGGUAUGGUGGUCUUCCUCGAAGGCCCUGUGUAGUGCCCUCUGCUCAGGCCGCGGCAGCCAUCCAGGAAGAAUUCCGGGAAGCGAUGGAAUUGGAAAAGUCGUUAGAGACAGUCUAG